ACGUCAUCACCAAGGGCCCUCAUAGAGUGGAGCCGACAGUGGAGCGUCUGAUGUCUCCAGCAGGUGUAAACAUGGAUUUGUUGUGUGGUCCGUUGGGUUUGGGCGUGGUAGCGGGUCUGGGAUGCGGGCUCCUUCUCGGUUGGCACCUUCGAGGACGCUUCGCCCCAGUAUCCAAGAGCCUGAUGGAGGCGAUGGGGAACGGCGAGGCGAGUGUGAUGGGAGAAGGAGGCGAGUUCAAGAUGGUCCUGGUGGUCCGUAAUGACCUGAAGAUGGGCAAGGGGAAGGUCGCCGCCCAAUGCUCCCACGCUGCCGUGUCGGCGUACAAGCAGGUCCAGCGCAGGAACCCUGAGCUUCUCAAACAGUGGGAGUACUGCGGCCAGCCCAAGGUGGUGGUGAAGGCCCCCGAUGAGAACACCCUGAUCGAUCUGCUGGGUCACGCCAAAGAACUGGGGCUUCCUGUCAGCCUGAUCCAGGACGCAGGACGGACACAAAUUGCACCAGGGUCCCGCACCGUGCUGGGUAUCGGCCCAGGCCCGGCAGAUCUGAUUGAUAGUGUCAGUGGAGAGUUGAAGCUCUACUAGAGUUCCAGCUUCCACCAGUUGGACUCGCAAACAAUUCCCUUUGUAGAUAAAACUAUUUGGAACUUACAGCUGAGCUUUAAUGAGUUUAUAUUUUUAUAUAUGGCAACAAUUAUGUUUUAGAAAUCAGUGACUCCUGGAUCAGUAAUAACAGCUUCAUGUGUGUUUCUUUACUGACUGUCCAGUAUGUUCUCAAUGAUAACAAUCAAUCUACAAAAUAAAUUAUCAAACUAGAAAA
Hippoglossus stenolepis (Pacific halibut) is the source of this 816-nucleotide messenger RNA. RefSeq names its product peptidyl-tRNA hydrolase 2 (gene ptrh2). Gene Ontology annotation, biological process: negative regulation of anoikis; positive regulation of anoikis. Bases 51 to 581 code for a protein of 176 amino acids. The record is from RefSeq and is a predicted model, not a curated record. Gene Ontology annotation, cellular component: cytosol; mitochondrion. Gene Ontology annotation, molecular function: peptidyl-tRNA hydrolase activity. The transcript is spliced from 2 exons. Lineage: Eukaryota; Metazoa; Chordata; Actinopteri; Pleuronectiformes; Pleuronectidae.